UUGCCAAAGCUUAUACCUAAUUCCAAAAAUCGUAGUGUCUAUAUUGAAGUUCAGAAGGAUCGUCGUCCUCGCGGAUCGGACUUCAUCUUACAAGAUGUUGAUGUUGACGAUGAGGAACAAGACGAGGACGAUUGGGAUGAUGAAGAAGACCGUGCUCUCGAACCAAACGAAAAGGAAGAGGUUGGUUGUACUUCUAAUAAAUUCAGGAAUAUGAAUGAGGACGAGAUUGGUCGAUACUUCGAAAAUAAAUACAAAACACAGCCUAUAAGAGAUCUCGUUGAGGAAGAUUCUGCCUUAGAUGACAUUUCUCAACAUGGUCUUCUACCAUCAACGAAAGAUCCAAACUUGUGGAUUGUGAAAUGCAGGAUGGGCGAAGAAAAGCUGGUUGCUUUGCAGCUAAUGCGGAAAUAUUUAGCUUUUGAAAAUACAAAUGAGCCUUUGCAAAUCAAAUCCAUCGUAGUAAAAGAAGGUCUAAAAGGCAUAAUUUAUAUCGAAGCCUUCAAGCAGUCGCACGUUGCUAGUGCUAUUAAUGGCGUUUCCGCGUUGAAUCCAUUCAAUGUCACGAUGGUACCUAUCAAAGAAAUGGUUGAUACUCUACGUGUGGUUAAAGAUGUUCCGGCUUUAAAAGUCAACUCAUAUGUUCGGCUCAAACGUACAAUGUAUAAAGACGAUCUUGCUCAGGUGGACUGGGUAGACGUGGCACAGAGUAAGGUCAACCUACGUAUUGUUCCCAGGAUCGAUUACACAAGAAUGAGAGGAGCUCUACGAACUGACGCCGAUCGCAAUCAUAAGGUUAAACGCCGUCCUAUGCCUCGCCUUUUCGAUCUGGAUAGAAUCAAAGAGAUUGGAGGAGAAGUUACUAACGACGGCGAUUUUGUCAUUUUUGAGGGAAAUAGCUACAGGCGCGGUUUCCUCUAUAAAUCAUUCCCUAUGAAUGCUAUAAUUGCAGAAGGUGUGAAGCCCACCCUAGCUGAACUGGAGCGCUUCCAGGAUACUAGCGAGGAUCUCAAGAAAGAGUUGGAAUCCACAACUGUCAAAGACAAUACUCAUUUCUUCGCUCCUGGUGAUAAUGUGGAAGUAACUGAAGGAGAGUUAGUGAACCUCCGCGGUAAAGUGGUUAGCGUCGAUGGACCUAAGGUCGUUAUGCUGCCCGAUCAUGAAGACUUGAAGGAGCCACUAACACUGAACAUAUCUGAAUUGCGUAAAUAUUUCCGCCCCGGUGAUCACGUCAAAAUGAUUUCUGGUCGCUAUGAAGGAGAUACUGGACUAAUUGUUCGUGUAGAGCAUAAUCUUGUUGUCGUGCUCAGUGACCUCAGUAUGGACGAGAUGAAAGCGCGACCCCGAGAUGUACAACUUUGUGCCGAUAUAACCACUGGAGUCGAUUCUCUGGGACAGUUCCAGUUCCAUGAUCUUGUCCAGCUCGACCAACAAAAUGUUGGCGUCAUUGUGCGCCUUGAAAAGGAAACGAUGGAGGUUCUCAAUCAACACGGGAAGGUUCUCCGUGUGAAACCGCAAUCAAUCCAGGGCAAAAAAGACACACGCCAUUCACAAGCUUUGGAUAAUCAACAAAAUCCUAUUCAGUGCAAGGACAUGGUGAAAAUCAUCGAUGGCCCUUUUGCAAAGAAGAACGAAGAAGAAAAGCAGGGUGAGAUCAAGCACGUUUAUCGCUCAUGGGUGUUCGUUUUCUCGAGGAAGCACACAGAAAAUGGUGGCAUGCUGGUGUGCAAAGCUCGGCAUCUCUUGCUAAUUGGUGCUCGUGCUAACAGCGACAUGCCAUCAAUGAACCGUCUUAGUAUGACAAGCCCUAAUCCCUUUGCGUCUCCCCGUCAUAAUGGCAGUGCCACCCCUGCUCAUUCAAGUUCUCAGAGUGUGAGUGGGUACAGUGCUGGUGGAAAAACUCCGACCGGUUUUGGUGGACCUGGUAUGGGGACUGGUGCAAACAAGGUAAGGAGAGACAAUGCUAUAAUUGGAAAGAGUGUGCGGAUCACGCAAGGACCCCUCAAGGGGUAUUUCGGGAUCGUCAAGGAUGCCACUGAGCAAACUGUCAGAGUCGAAUUGCAUACGCAAUGCAAGACUAUUUCCGUAGAUAGAUCACGAAUUGCGUGCGUAGGAGACGGCACACCUGGUGGAUCCAUAACGAAUAUGGCCCAGUUUGCGAAAACUCCAUUCCCUGGCGACGAUGGUCGAACACCCAUGUAUGCUGGAAGCAAAACUCCAAUGUACGGAUCUGGUGCCAAAACACCUAUGUAUGGUCUGGAUGAUGGUACAUUUGUAAUUGCAGGAGGAAGAACACCAUUUGGCUCACAUACUCCCGCGUAUGACAAUUCGAGAACACCUGUCGGUGGUCGUACUCCUGCUUACGAUGGUGGGCGAACUCCUGCUUACGAAGGUGGACGAACACCGGCUUACGAUAGUGGACGUACACCAAUGUAUGAUAGUGGUCGGACCCCAACUUAUGAUGCUAACAGAACGCCUGCUUACGACGGGGGAAGGACACCAUCCUAUGAAAGCGGCCGAACUCCUGCAUAUGAUAGUGGGCGUACUCCUGCAUACGAAGGAGGGAGGACGCCAGCUUACGAUGAGCCGGCUGCUGCUUCGGCUUCUCGAAGAGGCGAUAGCAGUGACGAAGAGGAUAAUGAACCACAGUAUGAAGCGCCAGCUUCUCCAUCAUAUAGUGUGCCAACUCCUGGAACCAACUUGAAUCCACAAACUCCUGGCUUCGCUCCAGAAACUCCAAUGGGUAAUUAUAAUCCAAUGACACCAGGCGGAAUGUACGAUUAUUCGGCUCCAUCUCCAUAUGUACGUAAUUCCUAUGAGUCGUACGGAGGGCAGAAGAUUCCUGCACACUUCCUGGAAGGAGGUGAGUGGGUUAUGGAAGAUCUCUUCGUCACAAUCAAGAGCAAUCACGAUGAAGAUCGAUUCCAAGAUCGCGAAGCAAUUGUCACCAGUGACGGCAGGUGUCAAGUUUAUAUCCCAGACCUGAAGUGCUCAGCUACGGCUGAUUUCGAUCAAAUUGAGCCGCUCAAACCUCAGGAGGGAGACUAUACACGAGUCAUCUAUGGUGAUGAACUUGGUGUAAUGGGACAACUGAUAUCAGUGGAUGAAGCCGACUGCGUGAUCAAAGUCGGCGCGGACGAUAUGCGGUUAAGUCCGCUGGAGUUCUGUUGUAAAUUCAGCAAGCGAUAG
Molecule: messenger RNA, 3186 nt
Organism: Haemonchus placei
Lineage: Eukaryota; Metazoa; Nematoda; Chromadorea; Rhabditida; Trichostrongylidae
Source: the annotation of a GenBank genome assembly